AUGCGAAAUCAUCCCCCGGGAAUUAAUCACCCUCUGCCACGGCACAUUCCCCGAAUGGAAGAAUAUGAUGCGGUAGGUGGUGAGGAGAAGGUAGGGGAGUAUGAAGAUGAUGGAGGUAAUAGUGGGGAUCUAAAUGGGGAUGAGAGAGGAGGUCGUGACUCUUCCCCGGGGGAUCUCUUGGACCGCGGAGUAGACGGCGUUGAUGAAGUGUUCGGCUUCGUCGGUGUGGUUUUAAGGAGGGGUGUUGCUGCUCUCUGUAGAUGUAGAUGUAGAUCGUAUAUGCUUCCUGCCUGA
Molecule: messenger RNA, 294 nt
Organism: Aspergillus niger
Lineage: Eukaryota; Fungi; Ascomycota; Eurotiomycetes; Eurotiales; Aspergillaceae
Exons: 4
Coding region: 1-294 (97 amino acids)
Source: RefSeq, a predicted model, not a curated record